This is a messenger RNA of Gallus gallus (chicken), 1906 nucleotides long. RefSeq names its product Rho/Rac guanine nucleotide exchange factor 2 (gene ARHGEF2). Gene Ontology annotation, molecular function: microtubule binding; guanyl-nucleotide exchange factor activity. Gene Ontology annotation, cellular component: cytoskeleton; ruffle membrane. The record is from RefSeq and is a predicted model, not a curated record. Lineage: Eukaryota; Metazoa; Chordata; Aves; Galliformes; Phasianidae. Gene Ontology annotation, biological process: positive regulation of neuron differentiation; regulation of Rho protein signal transduction; actin filament organization.
GGGGAUGUCCCGGAUCGCGGCGAGGGGCGAUCGGAACGGCAAGAGCAAAGAGAGGAUGAAGGAGGGGAAGGAGAAGGACGCGCGGUACACCAACGGGCACCUCUUCACCACCAUCACCGUGUCGGGGAUGACCAUGUGCUUCGCAUGCAACAAAAGCAUCACCGCCAAGGAGGCGCUCAUCUGCCCCACCUGCAAUGUCACCAUCCACAACCGCUGCAAGGACACACUGCCCAACUGCACCAAGGUGAAGCAGAAGCAGCAGAAGGCGGCGCUGCUGAAGAACAGCACAGCUCUGCAGUCGGUGUCGCUGCGCAAUAAAGGUGCCCCCCGGGAGCGCCCCAACUCAGCCGUGUACCCCUCCGAGAGCUUCCGGCAGUCCCUGCUGGGCCCGCGCCGCGGCCGCCCCUCCCUGUCCCUAUCCAAGAGCGUCUCCACCACCAACAUCGCGGGGACGUUCAAUGAGGAAUCGGCGUUGGGGAUCCGCCGCAUUCUGUCGCAGUCCACCGAUUCCCUCAACGUGAGGAACCGCACUGUGUCCGUCGAGUCCCUCAUUGAGGAAGGCCCCGACGCGGUGCUGCAGCAGCUGCUGGCAGAGCUGGAGGCGGACGAGCGCGACUUCGCGGCCGAUUCGUGGAGUCUGGCGGUGGACGGCGCCUUCCUGCAGCUGCAGCGCGCCGACGUCAUGAGGAGGCAGGACGUCAUCUACGAGCUGAUGCAGACGGAGCUGCACCACGUGCGCACGCUGAAGAUCAUGGGCGGCGUGCUGCGGCGCGCCAUGCUGGAGGAGCUGCAGCUGCAGCCCGGCGCCGUCAACGCCGUCUUCCCCUGCGUGGAUGAGCUGAGCGCUCUGCACCAACGCUUCCUGGCGCAGCUCCUGCAGCGCCGCCGCCUCUCCCUCGUGGGGGGCAGCAGCAAAAACUUCGUCAUCCAACGCCUCGGGGACCUCCUGGUCAGCCAGUUCUCGGGGCAGAGCGCGGAGCAGCUCCGGAAGUGCUACGCGGAGUUCUGCAGCAAACACAGCGCCGCGCUGCGGGAGUACAAAGAGCUGCUGGCCAGGGAUAAAAGGCUGCAGGCGUUCGUCAGGCGCACCGCCCGCUCUCCGCUGCUGCGGCGCCACGGCGUCCCGGAGUGCAUCCUGCUGGUCACGCAGCGCAUCACCAAAUACCCCGUGCUCAUCGAGCGCAUCCUGCGCCACUCCCGAGAGGACGAAGCGGAGGCGGCGGAGCUGAGCCGCGCGCUGCUGCUCGUGAAGGACCUCAUCUCCGCCAUCAACGCCGAGGUGCGCGAGCACGAACUGCGCAUGCGCCUCUACGACGUCUACCGCCGCGUGGACGGCCGCGCCAAACUGCAGCUGCGCGGGGACGGCCGACCCGGAAGCGGAAACGGCAACGGCAACGGCGCCGGAAGCGGCUGCGCCACCUUCGGGCGGGAUGAGCUCCUGCGCCGGAAGUUGUUGCACAGCGGCUGCGUCCUCUAAACCGCGGCGGGGCGCUUCAAAGACGUUCUGCUGCUGCUGAUGACGGACGUCAUCGUCUUCCUGCAGGAGAAGGACCAGAAGCUCUCCUUCCCCACCAUGGACAAACCGGCGGUGAUCUCCCUGCACGAACUGAUCGUGCGGGACGUGGCCAACCAGGAGAAGGGGCUCUUCCUGCUCAGCGCUGCGCCCCCCGAGAUGUAUGAGCUGCACGCCGCCUCCCGCGACGAGAGGACGCUGUGGAUGCGCCUCAUCCAGCAGGCGGUCAGCCAGUGCCCCAGCCGGCAGGACUUCCCGCUGAUUGAGACGGAGGUGGAGGCGUCACUGCGCAAACUGAGGGAGCGGCUGCAGCAGCGGGACCCCACAGCCCUGGGACCCCACUGCUCACCCAGUGACCCCAUGACCUAUGACCCCUGACCUGUGACCCCAUGA